Messenger RNA from Durio zibethinus, 3029 nucleotides. RefSeq names its product Glycosyl hydrolases family 31 protein. The record is from RefSeq and is a predicted model, not a curated record. Gene Ontology annotation, molecular function: carbohydrate binding; hydrolase activity, hydrolyzing O-glycosyl compounds. NCBI's taxonomy places the organism in Eukaryota, Viridiplantae, Streptophyta, Magnoliopsida, Malvales, Malvaceae. Gene Ontology annotation, biological process: carbohydrate metabolic process.
UGAUGCUAUUUGUCAACAUCAACCUUUAUUAAAUUAAUAUAUAGAAAAACAAAACAAAAGAGUAGAAAAAAAACUGUAAUUACAAUGAAAGCUACAGCUUAUCGUUUUGGUCCGGUGGCAUGGAAUAAAUACGAUAGACGGUAAUCAGAAGAAGACCAGCAGCCAUGGAUGCAGCAGAAGAAAAGCACUAUUUUCAUAAUCUAUUUCUGUUUUUAAUCAUCUUUUCUUUUUCUUACUCGGUUCAUGGGGUUAAUGAAGCUGUUGGAUAUGGCUACAAACUUGAAUCUGUUUCCAUUGACUCAAACCAAAAAUGGUUGACCGCCCGUCUAGGUCUUAUCCGCAGCUCAUCUGUUUUUGGACCUGACAUUCAAAAUCUCAAUCUUUUUGCCAGCUUUGAGACAAGCAAUCGAUUGAGAAUCAGAGUUACAGAUUCAGGCCAUCAAAGAUGGGAAAUCCCACAAGAAAUCAUACCCCGUCAAUCUCAGUUCCCACACCUAUCAUUGCUAGAAGACCGUCUGAGCACAUCAGCGAACUACCAAACACAGAAGCAAAAGGAAAACUAUUUUGUGUCAGACCCAACAUCGGACCUCAUUUUCAGCCUACAUAACACCACGCCAUUCGGGUUCACAGUGAGGCGUCGCUCCUCAGGUGACAUCCUUUUCGAUGCAUCUCCGGAUGCAUCCGAUCCUGGCACUUUCUUGGUGUUCAAGGAACAAUACAUUCAACUCUCCUCCUCACUUCCGAAAGAUAGGUCUUCACUUUACGGACUGGGAGAGCACACAAAGGGAUCGUUUAAGUUGCAACACAAUGACACAUUGACGCUAUGGAAUGCAGAUUUGGCGAGUGCUAAUCUGGAUGUUAAUCUUUAUGGAUCACAUCCCUUUUACAUGGAUAUGAGAUCAGCAUCAGCAGAUGGCAAAGUAGCAGCCGGAACUAGCCAUGGAGUGGUGUUGCUUAAUAGCAAUGGAAUGGACAUUGUGUAUGGGGGAAACAGGAUAACUUACAAGGUUAUUGGAGGAGUUAUAGAUUUGUAUGUUUUUGGUGGACCACUGCCCCACGCUGUCAUUGAGCAGUACACUGAGCUUAUUGGCCGCCCCGCUGCCAUGCCUUACUGGUCCUUUGGAUUCCAUCAGUGCCGGUAUGGCUACAAAAACGUUUCUGAUCUUGAGGGUGUGGUUGCGGGCUACUCAAAAGCUAGGAUUCCACUGGAAGUCAUGUGGACAGACAUCGAUUACAUGGAUGCCUUUAAGGAUUUCACUCUUGACCCCAUCAACUUUCCCAAGGACCUGAUGAAAAAAUUUGUCGAUAAGCUUCAUCAGAAUGACCAGAAAUAUGUGGUCAUCUUAGAUCCUGGUAUCAGCGUAAACAAAACCUAUGGAACCUACAUCAGAGGGAUGCAAGCUGAUAUAUUCAUAAAAAGGGAUGGAGUCCCUUACUUGGGUGUAGUUUGGCCUGGUCCAGUUUACUUCCCAGAUUUUGUAAAUCCUCUUACUGAAACAUUUUGGGCUGGUGAAAUCAAAAUAUUUCGAGAUUUUCUCCCUGUUGAUGGUCUUUGGCUUGAUAUGAACGAGAUAUCCAAUUUCAUAACCUCCCCUGGAAAGCCAAAUUCUACCCUGGAUAAUCCUGCUUACAAGAUUAACAAUCAGGGAAUCCAGCGACCUAUUAAUAAUAAAACAGUUGCAGCCACAUCUCUACAUUUUGGUAAUCUGACAGAGUAUAAUGUCCAUAACCUGUAUGGUUUACUAGAAUGCAAAGCUACUCACGCAGCAUUGACUAAUUUGACCGGCAAAAGGCCAUUUAUUCUGAGUAGAUCAACUUUUGCAAGCUCUGGACAAUAUGCAGCCCACUGGACCGGAGACAAUGCAGCCAGGUGGGAGGAUUUGGCAUACACAAUACCAUCAAUUUUAAAUUUCGGACUCUUUGGUCUUCCAAUGGUUGGAGCUGAUAUAUGUGGCUUUUCUGGGGAUACGACUGAAGAGCUCUGCCAAAGAUGGAUUCAACUAGGGGCCUUUUACCCUUUUGCUAGAGAUCACUCUGAGAUUAAUUCAAUUCGUCAAGAGCUCUAUCUUUGGGAUUCAGUUGCUGCAACAGCUAGGAAGGUGCUUGGCCUCCGCUAUCGCCUGCUCCCAUACUUUUACACUCUAAUGUACGAGGCACACAAAAAAGGGAUUCCCAUUGCAAGGCCACUUUUCUUCACAUUCCCCCAAGAUGUUAAGACUUAUGAAAUCAAUUCACAAUUUCUCCUUGGUAGAGGUGUAAUGGUGUCACCUGUAUUAAAGCGAGGAGUCGUUUCAGUUCAUGCUUACUUCCCAACUGGAAACUGGUUUGACCUCUUCAAUUAUUCCAACUCAGUGAGUGCAAAUCCUGGAAAAUAUUUUACACUAGCUGCACCUCGUGAUCAUAUAAACGUGCAUGUUCGGGAAAGUAACAUUAUAGCCAUGCAAGGAGAGGCCAUGACAACAGCAGCUGCCCGGAAAACACCAUUCCAACUCUUGGUGGCUGUCAGCAACAGUGAGAAUAUGAGUGGGGAACUUUUCUUGGAUGAUGGAGAGGAAGUGGAGAUGGGACAAGAGGGAGGAAAGUGGAGUUUAGUGAGAUUUUACGGGGUAAGUUCUGGUGAUAAUGUCCAUGUCAGAUCAGAGGUUGAGAAUGGAGAAUUUGCUUUGAGUCAAAAGUGGAUCAUAAAUAAAGUCACUUUCGUGGGGUUGGAAAAAAUUGGGAGGCUGAAGGGGUAUGAAAUAAGCACCAACAACAGAACAAACUUGUCUGAAAAUCCAAUUUUGAAGACAAAAUUAGACAAGAAUGCAAAAUUCCAAGUUGUGGUGCUCUCAAGACUGAGGCUACCUGUUGGAAAGGAGUUCAGUUUGCAACUCAGGUUUUAAGAAGAGCAACAUCAGUACAUCACUGCUGGCUGGCUCAUUAUUCCUCCAAAAUAAAAUGACAAAAAAAGGACGCAGGAGACAGCUUCUUUGGCACAGUGAUGAUCUUGUAGUUCAAAAUGGAAUUAAUAAAUAAAUGAAUUACUUUCA